CUCAGUUGUUAAAAAAAACACAAAGGCCGGUUUUGAUCUGUCCAUGGGGGUGACGGAUGGAUCUCUUGCCCCCGUUGUUUACCGAGUCACACGUUGAAGUGCGCCCUGCUGUUUUAUUCCGAGCUCAGUGUCAGGAUAAUGUGAGGCUUUUGCUGCAGUUCUUUCACAACAACAUCAACCUCGGGAAUAUUUAGUGGCAACUUCUUCCCGUCUGUGUGCCAAAAUGGGAAACGGACUGUCGGAUCACCGCUCGCUGCUCCCCCGCCUCCCCUGCUUUCAGGCUCUCCACAUUGUCAUUCUAGGACUGGACUGUGCAGGCAAGACCACUGUGCUGUAUCGCCUGCGUUUCAAUGAGUUCGUGAACACCGUCCCGACCAAGGGCUUCAACGCAGAGAAGAUCAAAGUGUCUCUUGGAGGCAGCCGUCGGACUGCGUCUUUCCACUUCUGGGACGUAGGCGGCCAGGAGAAGCUGCGGCCUCUGUGGCGCUCGUACACGCGCUGCGCCGAUGGCAUUGUGUUUGUGGUGGACUCGGUGGAUGCCGAGCGCAUCGAGGAAGCCAAGGCAGAGUUGCACAAAAUCACACGGCUGGCAGAGAACCAGGGCGUGCCGGUCCUGGUGGUGGCGAACAAACAGGACCUGCGCAAUUCUCUUAGUCUGCCUGAGAUGGAGAGCAUGUUGUCGCUAGGUGAGCUCAACACUGCCACACCCUGGCACCUUCAGCCUGCUUGUGCCAUUAUCGGCGAGGGGCUGCAGGAGGGACUGGAGAAGCUCCAUGCCAUGAUCGUGAAGAGGAGAAAGGUGCUGCGGCAGCAAAAGAGGAAGAGAUGAUGUGCUAGUAGAGGGACUACAAACUACGGGCAGAAUCUAAAGCUGCACGAGUACAGCUGACGUUUAGCUGGAACAAGACACAGUGUGGGUAUCCAUUCUGUCAGUUUUGUCUGGGUCUGUUCCUUCAGCUGAAAUGGCUUAAAGUUAGCCAGUUAGCCAGUGCUCCCACUGAGGCCCGUGCAAUGGAUUCUGAAUGCAGUCGUUCUAAAGUUAGUGCAGCAAUACGCCGAACUCUCAAAGAAGGACAAAAAGCUUUUGUUGUGUUUAUUUGUUGAAACAUACGCUGUACCAACUUAAAACAAUCAAAUAAGUCUCGAUCGUGUAUAUUCCACCAAAGCUCUGAAAGUUAACAUGAAGUUGAUAAUGACUCACUAAGUACAGAAUCACUACUGACUCCUCGAAACAGCGUCACGUGUCACAAUCAGUUGAAUAGAAGCUAUUUGUCAAGCGUGCGCCUGUGUUCCUGCUGACACGUCUCGAUGACAUGACGAGUACAGCUACACUAAUUGAUCUUCAUCAUCUGGUUACUGUUUAAACAUAACAGUGAUCAGUUUCUUCACUCGACAGCCGUGUCAAAAGACCAAAAUGUGACUCACACGAGUUGUUUUCUUAGCACGAGGCUGCUUUUCAAUCAACUGCACCAAAAAAGGGCUUUAUAUACUCUCUGCUAUUAGUUUAUAUGACAACAUGUAGUCAAUAAUUGACGAUCGCUUCAGUGCUCAAAUAUUUAAAGCUAACAACUGUAACUACUGUCCUAAAAAACCACAGUGAGAAGUCCGAGUCACCCUUGGAGGAAGAUGACAAUCAGCGUUAUACUUUUUGAUAUGCAAGUGUCGUCUGCGUUGCUGCUAAGAUGUUAGUUUUCAGGUCACCAGCCACAUUUCUUCAUUUAUUAAGUUCUUCGGGGUCGUGUCUCCUUUUGUUGCAGAACAUAGACUGGUCCCACAUGCUUUACUUGCAUUGUUGUAACGUCUAAGGCCGUCCUGUGAUUACUGUGUCAGUGCUGCUAACUUUGGAUAAAAACUGUGAUGUUAAACGUCA
Neolamprologus brichardi is the source of this 1870-nucleotide messenger RNA. The record is from RefSeq and is a predicted model, not a curated record. NCBI's taxonomy places the organism in Eukaryota, Metazoa, Chordata, Actinopteri, Cichliformes, Cichlidae.